This is a messenger RNA of Medicago truncatula (barrel medic), 3644 nucleotides long. Its product is annotated as protein WHAT'S THIS FACTOR 1, chloroplastic. Bases 210 to 1685 code for a protein of 491 amino acids. The record is from RefSeq and is a predicted model, not a curated record. NCBI's taxonomy places the organism in Eukaryota, Viridiplantae, Streptophyta, Magnoliopsida, Fabales, Fabaceae. The transcript is spliced from 2 exons. Gene Ontology annotation, molecular function: RNA binding.
ACCAGACACCACAAGAAAAAAACAGUCUCAAUCAAAAAACAAACCCAGUGAGUGAAUAAACAAAUUCAACUCUUCCCUGCAAGCAACUAGAAUCGGAAAUCCCCAACUCCUUCUUCUUCCCUAACUUGCACAGGAAACUCCUCAACAAAAUUUCUCUCUUUUUCAACCACGAGGUUCAUUGUUUUGUUUUUGGUUGAAGUCUUAAAAAAAUGGCAUUGUGCCAUCCUUUCUUAGUCACCAAUAACGGACCGGUAACUUCCCUCAAUUCAACUUUUCUUCGUGGAACGACACCUUCAUCCUUUUAUGUGAAUAGAAAACUGAAAACCUGUAACCUUAAAAAUGUAUCUGUUUCAAUUAGUUGUUCAUCUGUUAAAACUGUUCGUGACCGCACUCUUGACAGGCAUGUUGUCAUGAGGAACAGAAUCCGGUUUGUUCAAAAGUUGAAAACUUUGCUGCUUUCUAAACCAAAACAUUUUCUUCCUAUUAAAAUUCUGUCCAAAUGUAGGGCUUAUCUUUCACUUCAUAAGCCUCGUUCCUUACUGUCUAUGAUCCAUCGAUAUCCAUCCAUUUUUGAAUUGUUUACUAUCCCAUGGCCACCCACACCUCUCAAUGCUACUAAGUUAUAUCCUCAACUAUGUGUUCGUUUGACUCCGGCUGCAGCCGCACUUGCAGCUGAGGAAUUGAAUCUUAAAUCGUCUAUUUCAACAGUAUUGGCAAACAAACUGCAAAAACUUCUUAUGCUAUCUUCUCACCGCCGGUUACUACUGGCAAAAUUGGUUCACCUUGCUCCUGAUCUUGGUCUUCCUCCUAAUUUUAGAUCCCGGUUGUGCAAUGACCAUCCAGACAAAUUCAAGAUCGUUGACACUUCCUAUGGCCGUGCACUUGAGCUUGUAUCGUGGGAUACCAACUUAGCAAAGCCUUUACCGCCACGUGAGUCACAUUCUCUUGAUUUAAUAGUUGACCGACCUUUGAAGUUCAAACAAUUGAGACUUCGAAAGGGGCUUAAUUUAAAGAGGCCUCACCGGGAUUACUUGCUGAAGUUUGAAGAAAUGCCAGAAGUGUGCCCCUAUAACAACCCCGCUGAGAGUUCGACCAAGGAAUCAAUUGAGGCAGAAAAGAGAUGUUGUGCUGUUAUAAGAGAGGUUCUUGGAAUGACAAUUGAAAAGAGGACAUUAAUAGACCACUUGACCCAUUUCAGAAAGGAGUUUGGACUCCCAAAUAAAUUGAGAGGAAUGAUUGUGAGGCACCCCGAAUUAUUUUAUACGAGUUUGAAAGGGCAAAGGGACUCGGUUUUCCUGGUAGAGCGAUUUGAUGAGAAGGGUAACCUAUUGGAGAAGGAUGAGGUUUUAGCCUUACAAGAUAAAUGGAUGGACUUGGCGAGGGAGUCCAAGAGAAUGAGAAGAGAGAGAAGGAAGGCUAGGAUUGAUAAAGAAUUUGGCAGGUUGAGUGAUGUAAAUCAAAAUCCCGAUGAUAGUGAUAUUGAUUAUGAUGAUAAUAUUGAGAUUGAUAAUUUCAAAGAUGGUUAUGAUGAUGGUUUUGAGGAUAUAUUUGAAGACUUGGAUUUUGAAGCUGAGGAUUAUGACCUGGGAAAUGAUUUGUUUGACAACAAGAUUGGAGAAUUUUGGACUGCAGGACCUUUUCCAAUUCAAAAUGGUUCGGAUACAGAAGAGAAGCAACCCUGGUAAUUGUAAAAGUUAAGAAUGCAAUUUUCAUACGUUAAGUAAAGGUUGAAAUGAAUUUUUGAUAUGGCAAAAGGGAACCAGCCUGCAUGUACCAUAUUAUGAUUAUGAUGGAGAUAGAUAAUGCUCUAUGCUGGACUGUUGACUAUAGUCUAUCGAUCAUUCAAAGUAAAAUUGUGUGUUUAUAAUAAGAUUUGAGUAAAAGUGAGAAAGUUCAGAGGCAUUUGUACUUGUACAUAUUGAAGGUUCCACCACUCGAUAGUAAUUAAUUGUCUUUUGGACGCUAGCUAGCAUUAAUUUUUAUUCUUUUUCAAUAUAAUUUUUAUAACUCAGCAUAUCUAGGAAUAGUGAUUUUGUAAAUAAGUUAUGACUCUUGCAUUAAGCUUAUCUACAGGAUCCUCCUUUUCUCCUCUUGAUGACGCAAUGCUUCUGACUCCAACUGUUGUUUUAUGGUCAGUCUAUUAUGUGGUAAGAAUGAUCUUUAGUAACAAAAACUUGGAAGUUUUCGAAAUUAAGCCAAGACUUCAACUUUUUAUUCAAACCAUGGCAAGUGUUUCUGUUUCUUCUAUGGGAUUUACAGACUUGAGAGCCUUUAAUUUAUCUAUGUUGCUGAAAUAAGGGUGGAAUAUCAUGAGCAAACCGGAUAAAUUAGUCUCUAAAAAAGGCGAGGUAUUUUCCAAACUACUCAUUUGUUGAAUGGUAUGUCGGUCAAAGUAAUGAAGGAUCCAUGGUUAAGGGUGCAUGAGAGUAGUUGGAUGCCUUCAUUUCAUAAUCAAGAAAUUCAUAAUAUGCAUGUGAGUGAAUCUAAUGGUUCAAGGCCAAGGUGUUUGGCUUGCCAACAAAAUUCAUUCUCUGUUUCAUCCUUUGGUGGCCAAAAAUAUUCUUUCGGUACCUCUGUUAUCCCCUAAUGAUUCUGAUUUACUGGUUUGGAAUGAAGAUAGCAGUGGAAUAUACUUGGUUAAAUCAGCUUAUAGAUUGAUGAGGAGAAUUAUGUGGAAUGAAGAGAAGUUUCAGCAAGAGGGUGAUUGGAAUAUGGUGUGGAAUGUGAACGUCCCGCCAAAGGUUAGGAAUUUGGUUUAGAGAAUUAGUAGAGGUUGUUUACUGAUGCAGAAGAAGCUUGAUGAGCAUCAUGUACCUUGCCGUCAGGUUGCGCGUUAUGCACGGAGGCGGAGGAGAUCGAUUGGCAUUUGUUUCUUCCGUGUGAUUUGAGUACUCGGCGUUGGCAAGAAGCGGGACUGUGUUAUGCUGUGCAGGGCAGAAUGCAGAGAUAUUUCAAUAUUGCAGAUGCGAUCCUUGGUAUAUGCUCGAGAGAAGUUGUUGAUGUGGUUGCUCGACUCAUGAUGCUGCUAUGGGGCAUUUGGCACAAUCGGAAUUAUCAAGUGUGGAACCACCGUCGCAGAGAUGCACAACAGAUUUGCAUCAGUGCUAAUGAUGGAGUGGAUAGCUGCACAAGACGUGCGUCAUAGAGGUAGUGAUGACACAGACAGAAACAGCAGCGUUUGUUGGCAGAUUCCAGUGGUUGGGGAUGUGAAAUGUAAUGCCGAUGCGGCCUUCCGUCGCUCUUUGAAUUUAACUAGUUAUGGUUGUUGUGUGCGUAAUUCUAAUGGUGAUUUUGUUACUGCUAUGUACGGUUGGAUUCAUCAGGAAUUAUCUGUUUAUGAGGGCGAGACCCUUGGAUUGUGGCAAGCUAUGACUUGGAUUCAAACUUAGGACUCUAGGAAGUAACUUUUGAGACCGACUCCAAAGCUCCUGUGGAUGCUAUUCAUUCUUCAUCUGUGGGAAUUUCUGAAUUUCGUUUUAUUGUAAUGAAUAUUAGAGCUUUGUUAGGAUUGAAUUACAAUUUUGAGGUUGAGUAUGUUCAUUGUCAAACUAAUAUGGUUGUUCAUAGUUUAGCUAAGGCGGCCAUUUCUAAUACUAGUCGACGAAUAUGAUUUAAUGCAAGUACCACUUAGAGUAUCUCAUUAA